AUGCAAGCUCAGAGGACUAAGGCCGAGCUGCAGCAACAUAAAGCAAAACUUGCCGAUUCUUACUCGGAGUUACUCGACCAAUUCGCCUCGAAAGAACUCAAGACUGUGGGAAACUACUCGUUAGGGAAACUCAUUGGCAAAGGCUCCUUCGGCAAGGUCUAUCUUGCCAAGCACAAUUUGACAAAUGGCUCCAAGGUGGUACUCAAGGCCUCGAGUAAAAACGACCCGAACCUUGCGCGAGAAAUCCACCACCAUCGACAAUUCGUCCACCCGCAUAUCGCCCGACUAUACGAAGUUAUAAUAACGGAAUCUCUUGUGUGGCUAGUUUUGGAAUAUUGUCCUGGCGACGAGUUGUACAAUUAUCUAUGUAAAAAUGGACCUCUUCCUGUUGAAACGGCGCAGAAGAUCUUCACUCAGCUGGUCGGAGCGGUUGCAUAUAUCCACAGCAAAUCAUGUGUUCAUCGGGAUCUGAAGCUGGAAAAUGUCCUGCUCGACAAAAACGACAAUGUUAAACUCUGCGAUUUUGGCUUCACCAGGGAGUACGAGGGCAAAGCGAAUUAUCUUCAAACAUUUUGUGGCACAGUGUGUUACAGCGCACCGGAGAUGCUGAAGGGCGAGAAAUAUGCGGGCGAGAAGGUGGACGUUUGGAGUCUGGGAAUCAUUCUUUACGCCUUGUUGAAGGGGGAACUGCCCUACGACGAAGAUGACGACGCAGCUACGAAAGCGAAGAUAUUGAAAGACGACCCCGUCUAUCCCGACACCUUCCCGGAAACCGCAAAGACUCUGAUCUCCAAGCUACUCUCGAAGCGGCCCCUGCACAGACCCAGCUUGUCAGAUAUUCUCGCAGAUCCUUUUCUGUCGGACCACGCGCCUCAGCAGCAAGCGAUUCUGAAACUCUCGCAGCCAGCAGCAUUCACUACUCAGCUGGAAAAGGACACACUUGAAAGGAUGAAGUCGGCAGGCGUGGACAUCGACAAAGUCAUCGAGAAUGUGCUUUCGCAACGGUGCGACACGCUGGCUGGAUGGUGGGCUUUACUUAUUGAGAAAGAGACAAGGAAGCAGGCUCGAAAAGAACGUAAACGGAAGGAAAGAGAAGCAGAGUUGAAAAUCCUGCGGCGGCUAAGUGGUGCUAGCGCUAGGCUGGAGAGGAUUGCGCCCACACUGGUCGAGGUCGAUGAAGAGCAUUCGCCCCCAGAGCUGGCCGAACACCGUCGGAGCACCAGUCGAGGCAGGACACAACGGCGAAGUACGCCUCAGAUAUUGGUUGGCGACUUGCCUCAACUUCCCGAAGGAGACGUGAUCAGGUCUCCUGGUGCUGAAACGCCACCGCCGCCACCAAUCGAUAAAGACUCUGUGCGGUCUCGGAGCGGUUCCCGACCUCCCAUACCAUCCAAGGAUCGCACUCGACGGAGCAGCACGCUACAGCUCGUGACAACAAAUCCCGAUUUACUGGGGCCCCUGAAUGGAGUGAACAAGAGACGGAGUGGGAGGUUUCGCAAUCGACAAUUUCUGAACCAGCUUACAGCGUUGAAGCAGUGGAUCGUCGACUCUACGAAACGAGCCAAAUCACCAGUCAGUCCUAGAAUUGAGAAAUUCUUGAAUGGACAUUCCAACAACGUGUCCAAAGCAACUCUUUCUAAAGACUCGAACCAGAUAAAUAAGAGCAACAAGAAUCUCACAGGCACGACGAAUCCGCACACUUCUAACGGCGCUGCACUCAUUCCCGUCAUUUCCAACUCGAAACCUCUUCCUUCUGUGAUAAAUCCCGCGCCUCGAGUCGAUACAGCCCGUGGGAGACCUCAUCGCAACUCUCUCUCACCGUCACCUGUAACUCCCCGUUCUUCGUACCGCCGCAGUUCCACCGGUCUACGAAGUCGGAAAUCGACAUCUUCGUCCGUUUCAUCGAUCCGAAGCAUGGCACGACACAACACCUCUCACAGUAAAGCCUCCUCCCAGAGUUCCAACAACAGCCUUGACACGAUCCAGAGUCCCACGAGCCGUACGGUUAGUCUCAAUGGCCGCUCCCCUCAUCCGUCGAUAAAAGUGCUCCCUGUGACACCUACCGCCAAUGCUUUCCCUUCGAAUAUUCGGAUAGUCCGAACGCCGAGAGGCUCCGACGCCGGUCUUCAGCCUCGCCCGCUUUCCGGGGUAGGCAGUGAGAUACUCCAUCAUCCACCGGGGACCCCGCAGGCCAACGCUUUCGGGUCGAAUGUCAUGUUUGCUCGGCGGAAGAAAUCACCCUUCAAAGGCCCCUCGCUUAACUCGGCCUUUUUCUCCGCGUCAACACUCCCCGCCGCGUUCGGAAGCCCUGCUAUUGUUGGCACUGGCAGGAACCGUGAAGGGUCAGACGGGAAGCUCAACUUAGGGCUCAAAGAUUUUAUGGCCGGAGGGGGUAGAAGGGGCAGCAAUUCGAAGAGGAAAAGUCAAAUCAUCGAAGAAGAGGAAGAGGAUGAGCACGCCGCCAUUGGUGAGGAAGAGGAAGAUGUUGAGGAAGUCGACACAUUUCAAGCGGUUCAUCUCAACAAGGGCGAAAGACUCGACAGUAUUACGAUUUGGAAUGAUGCCGUUCCAGAGGGGGCGGCUGGAGACGAUUAUGGCACCGACGACAGACGGAAGGAGGGGAUAGGGAUCUACACCUGA
Messenger RNA from Fonsecaea erecta, 2640 nucleotides. RefSeq lists its product as hypothetical. Gene Ontology annotation, biological process: protein phosphorylation. The transcript is spliced from 5 exons. The record is from RefSeq and is a predicted model, not a curated record. Gene Ontology annotation, molecular function: ATP binding; protein kinase activity. The coding region runs from base 1 to 2640 and encodes 879 amino acids. NCBI's taxonomy places the organism in Eukaryota, Fungi, Ascomycota, Eurotiomycetes, Chaetothyriales, Herpotrichiellaceae.